AUGAACACAGUACAUCAGAACACUCAUAAAAACCCGCCCAAUGAAAGCUUUCCGAAUAGAGGUGUAGAUAAUGUGGAAUUCAGCAAGCGGCGUAUUCUGAGGGGAAACAACUCAAUGGAACAUAAACGGCAUCAAAUGAAACGAGAUCAGACCGACCAUAAAGCCUGGUCUGUGGAUGUAAGUCAGGGAACCCACCUUCCGUACAUAGGAUAUGAUAACAGUGACAAAAACAAACUACGAAACAGUAUCGGAAGCUGCACGGACACGAUUGCUGAAGAAAGAAGACUAUUUGGGCCCUGGCAGAUUCCAAGCGCUGACCGCGAACAGAAACUGGUCAGUCGUCUUGCCCCUCAUAAACUUCCCCCUCCGCCUGACCCGCGGUUUGACUCCUGGGUCAACCAUUUCCAGCAUUACUGGGACAUUGGUGCCAACGUGAAGCCGGUUAGGAAAUCGCUGCAGAAAUCUUCCAACACAGGAACCAGUUUAAGAGAAGAAUCAUCGAUGGCAGAAAAUCAGUCUGCACACGGUGAUGGCAAGUUUUAUAUGACUAGUUACCAUCGAUUAAUGGGGCAACGACCCAGGAGAUUGAUAAGACUGCAGGCUAAAGAUUGUCAACAGGAGAAUCAAACAGGCAGAGAAGAUGAGUCUGGACAGCUCUCGGAGACAUAUUGUAACAAAUUAGGAGGGAAACACCGUGUCAACGAAAGAAGACACACAGGACAAGAUUAUGAAAAGGAAGUACUGUUGCCCGGCCUUGACCGCAGGUACCUGGGUCUGCAACCAAUGAACAAGCAGCAGGUAGAGGACAUGGUGAUGCGGCUAACACGAAUGACCUCAGCGUACAAGGCCAAGUUCUCCCCCAACCCUCACGUGUGGGUCGACACGUCCCCUGGGGCUCACAUGGUGAUCAAGCGAGAGAACACCAUAGGUUGA
Messenger RNA from Candidula unifasciata, 933 nucleotides. NCBI's taxonomy places the organism in Eukaryota, Metazoa, Mollusca, Gastropoda, Stylommatophora, Geomitridae. The record is from the annotation of a GenBank genome assembly.